Molecule: messenger RNA, 1240 nt
Organism: Durusdinium trenchii
Lineage: Eukaryota; Dinophyceae; Suessiales; Symbiodiniaceae
Source: the annotation of a GenBank genome assembly
AUGACGGGCUGCGUUGCCUUGGGUGUCUGUGAGGCCUACUACAUAUUACUUCCUGAUUGCAAGAAGGACAGCAACAUGAAUGCGACAUGCAUUUCAGAUAUGCUUGACAAAGUCAUCUGUGCCUUGUCUGCCCGAGGGCCGGAUACUUGCCUCCCACGCCAUCUUGUGAUUGGAGCAGACAACACUCCAAGGGAGUCUAAGAACAAGUUCUUCGCCACAUACUGUUCGUUUCUGGUGUGUCGGGGGCAUUUCGACAGCGUACAGCUCGAGUUUAUGCAGCCGGGACAUACGAAGAAUGAGCUGGACCAGCGGUUUUCCAGCCUCUCCACCAUUUUGCAGCGAGCGCCAACCCUUGAGACGCCUCAGCAGUUCGCAGAAUUUCUGAAGGAUGGAGCGACGCCUCUCCAUGCUCAGGAGUUGCACGUCCAGGUUCUCAACUCCACCCAUGAUUUCCAAGCCUGGUUCGAAAAAUGGGAAGUUCAGAUGUCUGGCCUGACUUCCACGCACCUCGAGCCAGACGUGAACCAUGUCUGGCGCUUCCAGUUGAGGCGCACCAUCGAUGCGCAUGCCAUCGUAGAGUGCAACAACCCCAAGUGGGCAGAUCUACCCCAGGACGGUGAAGAUGUGGUGCUUACUGUGAAGAGGUUUAUGAGCAGCGCAUCUCCAUCUCAGCCACCCCAGCUCAUGCUUCCGGCUCACCUCCAUCGCCAGUUGGACCCUGAUGAUUUGCCAGUGGCAGAGCGCAAGGUUUUUCCAGAGAAGCUGCUGCAAGAAUACCGCAAAACUGCGAAAGCGGCAGCCCAGGAACCAUGGAGGCUUUUUGAAGCUCAGAAGUGGUUGGAAGACCUUUGCGAUGACAAUGUCGCAGGGAGGCAACACCCACCUCCCAAGCUGCACAUGAUUUUCCAGCAAGGGGAGUGCACUGACCACUGUUUGGCGCCAGACUUUGAAGACUUUUACAUACCAGAUGACCCAGAACCCCGGCAUGUGCAAGUUGGUCCACCUGGCAGGAAGGGCGCUUCGAAGAAGGCUUCUGCCAGGAAGCGGCCAGCUGCUGAUGGAGGUGGCCCGAAAAAGCGGCCAGCAGCGGCGCCUUCCGUUUUGCGCCGCCCAGGUGCCACGGAGCACGCACCUUGCGACGAUGCAGGGUUGGUUGCGCCAAGUCCAGGUCCGCCUCCUGCAGCUGCAGCUGGCGCGGCUUCUGAUGACGCAGACCGCCGCCCGCCACCUCCUCCUGAAA